AUGGUAGGGCCCGAUGCUUUCGUUCCAAGCGCGAGAAUAAGACCUCCGCUGAGUACUGCGCCGCCACGGCACCGCGUUGAAGGUUUGCCGCUGACUCGACGAACACCAUGGAGCCUCCCCUGCACGCACAGCAGCGCGCAGCAGCAGGCCGAUAACGGCCACGGCAGCAGCGAGCACCACGACGACGACGACGUUCGUUCGACGCCUCAGCGACGACCACCACCUGCGGCGAACGGCCCGGCCUCCGUCGUGCGCUUUCGCGUGCUGCGAGGCGGGAACCCCCGCGACAACGCCGCCGCCGCCGCCGCCGCCGCCACCCCCGAAGCCGACCUCGUGGAAGUCUCCCUCGACCGACCCGACAGCGGCGGCGGCAUGGCCAACAACCCCCAAGACCUGAGAGAGUUCCUGUUCCUGGUGAGGUCAAGCCAGCCGGGGUCUAUAGGCGAGGAUCUGCAGCGGCGGGGCGUUCGCGUUUUUCCGGAGGAGGCGUUUGCUGACGCGGAGGCGGAGUUAGGGGCCGGCGGGGGAGAAGGAUCGGCGCCGGCGGGCGCGGGGGGGGGUGAGGAGGGGCUGUCGGGGGUCGGGUGGACGGGCGGGAGGCCGCUGCCUCUCGACACGCCGAUGACGGAACUUCCGAGAGACGGGGAGGGACGCGUCCGGCUCGUUCUUUGGGACCCCUGCGGUCCGACCCACCCCUUGGUACGGGCCGUGAGCGUCGAGCCUUCGAAAGACGCCUCCGUCAUGGUGCUCAAUUUCCUCUUGCCUGAGGAUAGCCGGCGGCACGACGGCGGGGAAGGGACGGCGGGAGAAGGCGGGGGUUGCAGCAGCGGCUACGGCAGCGACUUCAACGAGUCGCGCUCGGCCGUGGUGUUCCGGAAGUGGUUCACGGUGGAGCAGCAGCAGGUCAUCGCCGAUUCUCUCGCGAGCCAGAUGUUUGCAGAGGACGAUGACGAGGGUCCCGGCUUAGACGUAGAUCGGGAACACUUCCCCCUCCUCCGAGACAGAGCGGCGCUGGCGGCGGUUGGGGACAGCAUGCUUUCCGCCCUUUCUUCGGACCGGUUCUCGGGAGAGGUCGGGGGCCGUGAUCCUCCUGUGCCCACAAGGGCGAACAGAGAGUUCAACGCGGUGUGCUACGGUGCGCAGGCCAAGAUGCAGGAGCACAGGGAUACUUGGAAAGAGUGGACGCUGAUCGUCUCCAUCGGCAACACGAUCCCGUUCGACCUGGGUGUGUCUCAGGGCCGCCCGGACAUUAGGCUGGAGCUAGCCUCCGGGGAAGGGCUCCUUUUCAACGGGUACGAGCUCUUUCACGAGGUGCACGGUGUCAAACCGGGGACCGCCCCCGCCUUUUGGGAGAACCACGCGCUGAAUGCCAAGGGCGGCUUCGCCAGGGUGGGCUUUCUGUCCAUGAAGAGCUUCAACAGCAAGGGGGUGUCCGCGCCCACGUGGGGUGUCGAAAAGGGCACUUGAGCAGGCAACGCUAAAGCUUGACACAAGCGGCAGAUGCGGCAAUAUUAAAUAUGCAUAGGGAGGGCUGACUCAACGACGGCGAGUUUCGACGUCCGCCCCCGCCACCCCAUGAUGUCGUAUUUUGUCUAUCCAUGUUUCAUCGCCGUUGGUGGCGGCGGUCUCUUCGGUUGCGAUUGGCGGUGGGGUGUUUUGGCUGUAAAUGUCUGUUUCGGCGCGAGAAGGUGUGGG
Messenger RNA from Ectocarpus siliculosus, 1695 nucleotides. The record is from the annotation of a GenBank genome assembly. NCBI's taxonomy places the organism in Eukaryota, Phaeophyceae, Ectocarpales, Ectocarpaceae.